Acipenser ruthenus (sterlet) is the source of this 1391-nucleotide messenger RNA. RefSeq names its product zona pellucida sperm-binding protein 3-like. Gene Ontology annotation, cellular component: extracellular matrix. The transcript has 10 exons. Lineage: Eukaryota; Metazoa; Chordata; Actinopteri; Acipenseriformes; Acipenseridae. Gene Ontology annotation, molecular function: acrosin binding. Gene Ontology annotation, biological process: positive regulation of acrosome reaction; binding of sperm to zona pellucida; egg coat formation. The record is from RefSeq and is a predicted model, not a curated record. The coding region runs from base 87 to 1358 and encodes 423 amino acids.
AGUGUUAAUUACCAAAGGACUCUAAUUAAUGUCACUAGAAAAGCACCUGGACGGUGGUGUUUUGUAGGUAACUGUUGGUUUGGAAGAUGGUGGUCUUGUGGAAAUGUGUUGUGAUUGCGCUUUGCUUUAUACCGUUUGCUGCACCGCAGGAAGGUAAUGUGGGUUACACGUGGGCUGUGAGUACAGCCUGCGGUGUGGACUCGGUGGCUGUGAGGGUGUUGUUGGAUUACUCUCGACCGGCGUUGCCUCUGGACCCGAGUGGUCUCCUGCUGGGAACGUGCCCUCCAUCCAGCAGCAGCGCCGGUAAUAACAUGGUGGUGUUCCAGUACGGCCUGCUGGACUGCCGCUUUAUGCGCAUGGUUACUGCCAAUGUUACCAGUUACAUGAAUGUGCUGACCUACAAGCCCACCCAGAGAGGCUUCUACCAGACUCAAUUCAAUCAGGCUAUUGUGUGCACCUAUCCCAAACCUGCUGGCUGGACUCCUCCAGUGUAUAACCCUGCACUUGGGGAUGCCUAUGGGUUUGGGAAGCUGGAGUUCACCAUGGGGAUUAUGAAUGAUGACUUCUCAGCCCCACGCACCUCCAGUCUGUUCUUCCUGGGGUCCCCCAUCAACAUCGCAGCUGCAGUGAAGCAGCAAUUCCACAUGCCGCUGAUGGUCUACAUGGAAGAGUGUGUCGCUGCCAGCACUCCAGAGCUGAGCCCUUCAAGCCAGACCUACCCGCUCAUCACCAACCAUGGAUGCUUUGUAGAUGGCCAGGCUGGCAACUCCAGGUUUCUGCCCCGAGUCCAGACCUCUGAGAUCCGUCUGGUUGUCCAGGCCUUCAGGUUUACACAACUGAAUACAGAUGUGUAUAUCCAUUGCCGCUUGCUGGCCUGGGACCCUGCCCAGCUCAAUGACCCCACCAAGAAAGCCUGUUCAUUCAACCAGAGAACCAGGAGCUGGGAGCUCCUGGAUAACCCUGGCCGGAGCUCUGUGUGCAGCUGCUGUACCUCCAACUGCAAUCUGAGGAAGAGGAGGGACACGGCUGAAGAGGGGCUGAGACAUGCUGUAGUGCUGGGACCACUGAGGAUCCUUCCUGAAGAGCUGUCUGCUGGAAGCCAGGAAUUCUACCAGAGGAGCCCUGCUCUGUCACUGGAGGAGCCCCAGCAGGCUCUGGCCUGGCUGCCUGUCCUGGCUGCUCCCCUGCUCCUGAUGGCUCUCCUGGGAGCCCUGUCUCUGGGCUACUACAUGUGCGUGUGGCGUCAUCCCAGACUCUGCUCCAAGUCCAGCAGUGAGCUCCUCGUUCCUGUCCCCGUUGAUGAAAUGCACACAGCAGUUGGCACGGUUUCCAGCAGCUUGCUAGCAAGGCAAUUCUGAUUCUUAUGUUGCGAAAUAAAAUGUCUUCAUAGA